Messenger RNA from Dipodomys ordii (Ord's kangaroo rat), 1702 nucleotides. It is a transcript of the gene Kremen2, whose product is annotated as kringle containing transmembrane protein 2. Gene Ontology annotation, biological process: multicellular organism development. Gene Ontology annotation, cellular component: plasma membrane. The record is from RefSeq and is a predicted model, not a curated record. The transcript has 9 exons. The coding region runs from base 1 to 1392 and encodes 463 amino acids. NCBI's taxonomy places the organism in Eukaryota, Metazoa, Chordata, Mammalia, Rodentia, Heteromyidae.
AUGGCGCUUGCCCCUGUGCUGCCCCCACCGCUGUCCACCCCGCCGUCCACCCUGCUGGGGUCUCGGCCAGGGAAGGGGGGGCUGCAGGUGCUCCCCGGGUUGCCCCCAGAUGCUCCCCAGGUUGUCCCCAGGUGGCCCCUAGAUGCUCCCCAGUUGCUCCCCAGGCCCCCUCCUCAGUGGCGGCCAGCCCGCUCCUGGAAGCCCCCGGAUCCCAACGUCUUCCUGGGCGGACUGGGGUUCGAGGGCGGGCGGGCGGGCCGGGGGCUUCGUGGGUCUCGGGAUGACCCGACCCCCCCCCGCCCCGCCCCGGUCCUGCGGCGGUCGGCAGGCCUGUCCGAGUGCUUCCAGGUGAAUGGCGCUGACUACCGAGGCCACCAGAACCACACGGGCCCGCGCGGGGCCGGCCGCCCGUGCCUCUUCUGGGACCAGACGCAGCAGCACAGCUACAGCAGCGCCAGCGACCCGCAGGGCCGCUGGGGGCUGGGCGCGCACAACUUCUGCCGGAACCCGGACGGUGACGUCCAGCCGUGGUGCUACGUGGCCGAGACGGAAGAGGGCAUCUACUGGCGCUACUGCGACAUCCCCACGUGCCACAUGCCCGGGUACCUGGGCUGCUUCGUGGACUCGGGGGCGCCCCCAGCCCUCAGUGGGCCCAGCGGCACCUCCACGAAGCUCACGGUUCCGGUGUGCCUUCGCUUCUGCCGCAUGAAGGGCUACCAGCUGGCGGGUGUGGAGGCUGGUUACGCCUGCUUCUGCGGCUCUGAAGGCGACCUGGCUCGGGGACGCCCGGCCCCCGCCACCGACUGUGACCAGAUCUGUUUCGGACACCCAGGCCAGCUGUGCGGCGGCGAUGGGCGGCUGGGCAUCUACGAAGUGUCCGUGGGCUCCUGCCAGGGAAACUGGACCGCUCCUCAGGGGGUCGUCUACUCCCCGGACUUCCCGGACGAGUACGGGCCGGAUCGGAACUGCAGCUGGCUGCUGCGCCCGGCGGGGGCCGCGCUCGAGCUCACUUUCCGCCUCUUCGAGUUGGCCGACCCGCGGGACCGCCUGGAGCUGCGCGACGCGGGCUCCGGCAGCCUGCUCCGCGCCUUCGACGGCGCCCCUCGGGUCUCCUCGACGGUCAUGGCCAUCUCCGUGCUGCUGCUGCUGCUCCUGUCGCUGCUGCGUUUGCUGCGCCGACGGAGCUGUCUGCUGGCUCCGGGAAAGGGGCCCCUGGCCCUGGGGCCCUCCCGGGGGCCCGGGAGAAGCUGGGCUGUGUGGUAUCGCCGGCCCCGAGGGGUGGCCCUGCCCUGUCCCCCCGGGGACCCCCAGGCGGAGGGUCCCGCCGCGGGCUACCGGCCCCUGAGCGCCUCCAGCCAGAGCUCCUUGCGCUCGCUCAUCUCCGCCCUCUGACCCGGGACCCCGGGGUCCGUCGGACCUUCCACCAUCACCGAGAUGGACAUCUGAGACUUGAUGCCACAGCCUACCUCGGCCUUCUCCUCUGAAGGCAGCGCGGCCUGUGGAGACCUCGGACGGGAAGCUUUCGGUGCCGUCGUGGGAACCUGGCCUAACCCUAGAGGUCCAAGGGGUUGGAGGCCAAAGGGCAGGAGGACCCUAAGCGCCUCCCCCAACAAUGGACCUCGAAGUAGGGGUGGGCUUCUGGGUUCAGAGGUCACUGAGCCCCUCCCGAGUUGGUUCUGGACUACUGUCUCCAAUUAGAGGU